CUGUCCGCCUUGACAGGGGGCUGUGCGCAGGCGCAGAGAGGCAGCGGGACUGGGCUGAGGGCUGGCUACGCGGAGCUACCGGAUCGGUCCGAGAUGGCAGAGGUGGAGGAGACACUGAAGCGACUUCAGAGCCAGAAGGGCGUGCAGGGAAUCAUCGUGGUGAACACAGAAGGCAUUCCCAUCAAGAGCACCAUGGACAAUCCCACCACCACACAGUACGCCAACCUCAUGCACAACUUCAUCUUGAAGGCCCGGAGCACCGUGCGUGAAAUUGACCCCCAGAAUGACCUCACCUUCCUUCGAAUUCGCUCCAAGAAAAAUGAAAUUAUGGUUGCACCAGAUAAAGACUAUUUCCUGAUUGUGAUUCAGAAUCCAACCGAAUAAGCCGCUCUCUUGGCUCCCUGCGUCAUUCCUUAAUUUAAUGCCCCUCAAGAAUAAUAGCGUUAAUCGUGUCAACUGACUGGCAUAUGGAAGUCCUCUUAGAGCCCUCUCAGACCAACCCGGCUGCAGCUCCACCUGCCCCACCAAAGUCAUCCCUCUGCUGGCCAGUCGCACCUGAUUUUCCAGGAGGAAAAUCCCAUCCAGGUUUACAGAGCAAGAGAUUGUGAGAAGCCCACACACCCUGUUUCCUUCUGACUUUGAGUUCACUUUGUUGCCCUUGGAAAAGGCUGUUUUUCUUUAACUAAAAAUAACCAGAACGCUU
Balaenoptera ricei (Rice's whale) is the source of this 703-nucleotide messenger RNA. It is a transcript of the gene DYNLRB1, whose product is annotated as dynein light chain roadblock-type 1. NCBI's taxonomy places the organism in Eukaryota, Metazoa, Chordata, Mammalia, Artiodactyla, Balaenopteridae. The record is from RefSeq and is a predicted model, not a curated record. The coding region runs from base 94 to 384 and encodes 96 amino acids. The transcript is spliced from 4 exons. Gene Ontology annotation, molecular function: dynein intermediate chain binding. Gene Ontology annotation, cellular component: cytoplasmic dynein complex; cytoplasm; centrosome. Gene Ontology annotation, biological process: microtubule-based movement.